Hyla sarda is the source of this 2148-nucleotide messenger RNA. RefSeq names its product zinc finger protein 432-like. Gene Ontology annotation, biological process: negative regulation of transcription by RNA polymerase II. The transcript is spliced from 4 exons. NCBI's taxonomy places the organism in Eukaryota, Metazoa, Chordata, Amphibia, Anura, Hylidae. Gene Ontology annotation, molecular function: DNA-binding transcription repressor activity, RNA polymerase II-specific. The record is from RefSeq and is a predicted model, not a curated record. The coding region runs from base 182 to 2008 and encodes 608 amino acids.
ACACAUACACAGCUCUGCACCACGCACAUCACACACACACAGCUCUGCUGCAUACACAUAACUUCAGCUCAUCCAGCAGCGAUCACAACCAGCACAGCAGAGUCCUGCAUACACUGAGCAGAUGAGCCUAGAGCAGCAGCCCCUGAUCAUGUGACUCCUCCUCCUCCAUGUGACUGAUCACAUGACGGUGACAUCAUCGCAGGUCCUGUACACGGCUCCUCUACAGAUACAGAACGUGGCGGUCUAUUUCUCCAUGGAGGAGUGGGAGUAUGUAGAAGGACACAAGGAUCAGUACAGGGAUCAGGUGAUGAUGGAGGAUCAGCAGCCCCUCACAUCACCAGUCAGAUCCAGUAAGAGAACAGCACCAGAGAGGUGUCCCCGUCCUCUUGAUAAGCAGAAUAUGGAGGAUAAUACUACAGAGAAAGAUCUCAUACAUAUUAAUGCUACAGACAUAAAGCAAAGAAGAAGGACAGAUGUGAGCGGUGAUGAGCAGUAUAAGGAGGACAUUACUACAGGGAAAGAUCUGAUCUAUAUUAAUGCUACAGACAUAAAGCAAGAAGAAGAGACACAUGUGAGCGGUGAUGAGCAGUAUAUGGAGGACAUUCCUACAGGGAAAGAUCUGAACAAUAUUAAUGUUACAGACAUAAAGCAAGAAGAAGAGACAGAUGUGAGCAGUGAUGAGCAGUAUAAGGACAUUUCUACAGCGAAAGAUCUGAACAAUAUUAAUGCUACAAACAUAAAGGAAGAAGAAGAGACAGAUGUGAGCGGUGUUGAGCAUUAUACAGAGGACAUUUCUACAGGGAAAGAUCUGAUCUAUAUUAAAGCUACAGACAUAAAGGAAGAAGAAGAGACAGAUGUGAGCGGUGACGAGCAGUAUAUGGAGGACAUUUCUACAGGGAAAGAUCUGAACAAUAUUAAUGCUACACACAUAAAGGAAGAAGAAGAGACGGAUGUGAGUGAUGAUGAGCAGUAUAAGAAGGACAUUCCUAUAGGAAAAGAUCUAAUCUAUAUUUUUGCUAAAGACAUAAAGAAAGAAGAAGAGACAGAUGUGAGCAGUGAUGAGCAGUAUAAGGAGGAUAUUCCUACAGGGAAAGAUCUGAUCUAUAUUAAUGCUACAGACAUAAAGGAAGAAGAAGAGACACAUGUGAGCAGUGAUGAGCAGUAUAAGGAGGACAUUCCUACAGGUAACCAUCCAGAUUCUUGUAGCAGGAGAUCAGAGGAGAAUCUUAUAUCUUCAGAUUAUAAAGCAGAUGAUGAUAUCACACAAGAUACAUAUGAAGAACAUUCCAUUAUCCCAGAUACACCCUCAGCCCUUCACAGCCAAGAUCUGUCAUCUCAUCCUUAUAUACAGGUCCUGUCUUCUCAGUCAUCACAGGAUGUUAUGCAAAAUAAAAGUAAUAGUAUAAGUGUUGAGCAUCAAAAAGCUCCCACAGAGGAGAUGCUAUUUCCAUGUUCAGAAUGUGGGAUAUGUUUUACUCAGGAAUCAAAUCUUGUUCAGCAUCAGAGAAUUCACUUAGGAGAAAAGAUAUUACUAUGCCCAGAAUGUGGGAAAUGUUUAAUUGAAAAAUCAGAUUUUGUGAAGUCCUUACAAUGCCCAGAAUGUGGGAAAUGUUUUACUUGGAAAUCAGAUGUUGUUGAACGUCUAAGAACUCACUCAGGAGAGAAGCCCUUUUCAUGUUCAGAAUGUGAAAGAUGUUUUACUCGGGAAUCAAAUCUUGAAACACAUCAGAGAACUCACAGAAAGGAGAAAUUUUCAUGCUCAGAAUGUGGUAAAUCUUUUACUUACAAAUCAAAACUUGUAACACAUCAAAGAACUCACACAGGGGAGAAGCCAUUUUCAUGUUCAAAAUGUGGGAAAUGUUUUAUUAACAAAUCAAGUCUUGUUAGACAUCAAAGAACUCACACAGGGGAGAAGCCGUUUUCAUGUUCAGAAUGUGGGAAAUGUUAUGUUCACAAAGCAGGUCUUGUUCAUCAUCAGACUAGACGGUUUCAUUUUUUUUGGAAAUAACAGCUCCGCUGGCUCAAAUGGGUAGACAUUAUGUGGUCCCUAAAGGGGGACCUACAGACAAAUAGAAAGAUUUGCCACAAAUUGGGACUCAUUAUUAAAACUUAACCUUUAAUAUAUAUAUAUAUAUAUAUAUAUAUAUA